Messenger RNA from Rhodotorula graminis WP1, 750 nucleotides. RefSeq lists its product as uncharacterized. The transcript has a single exon. The coding region runs from base 1 to 750 and encodes 249 amino acids. NCBI's taxonomy places the organism in Eukaryota, Fungi, Basidiomycota, Microbotryomycetes, Sporidiobolales, Sporidiobolaceae. The record is from RefSeq and is a predicted model, not a curated record. Gene Ontology annotation, molecular function: protein binding.
AUGACCUCUACCAAGCCUCCAGCCGACUUUCCCGCCCACAUCCAGUUCCUCACGACCCCUGUCGCCUCGCCCCUCCUCUCCGCCCUCGACCGCCUCACCUACUGCACGCCUUGUCCGCCGCACCUCGUCCCGAACGCUCCGCCACGCGUCGCGAUCCGCACCAUCACCGACGCACGUCACCCGGCAAAGGGUCAGCGUGGCCUUUUCAACGACGGCAAGGCGGCCAUCGAGCGCGGGACUUGGAUCCGCGACUACCUCGGCUACGUGCACGACGAGCGCGAGGCCGACCCCAAGAGCGAGUACGACCUGUCGCUCGAGCGACGGCCUGUCUCGACGGCCGAGGGCGAGAACGAGGGCGAGGGCGUCGGCGCCGGCGCGCAGGAGCAGCAGCAGGAGCAAGAGCGCGAGCAGCGGUUCGAGGUCGUCGGGUGCGACGCGACCAAGAUGGGCGGCGAGGCACGCUUCGUCAACGACUACCGCGGCGUGCCGGGCUACGAGCGCGCCAACGCCGUGUUCGAGCUGCGCACGUGGGACAUCCCGGGCGUCGCAGGCCGCAAGGGCGCGCGCAUGGCCGUCUGGGCGGGCCCGCACGGCGUCGCAAAGGGCGCCGAGAUCUGCGUGUCGUACGGCAAGGGCUACUGGAAGCCCAAGGAGGCGGCCGGGCAGUCGAGGCUCAAGGAGGGCGCGCAGGACGAGCCGAGGGCAAAGGUCGGCAGGGGGAGGAGGGUCGCAAAGGCCAAGCAGGGCUGA